Messenger RNA from Haplochromis burtoni (Burton's mouthbrooder), 1816 nucleotides. RefSeq names its product E3 ubiquitin-protein ligase TRIM21-like. Lineage: Eukaryota; Metazoa; Chordata; Actinopteri; Cichliformes; Cichlidae. Bases 1 to 1305 code for a protein of 434 amino acids. The record is from RefSeq and is a predicted model, not a curated record. Gene Ontology annotation, molecular function: protein binding. The transcript is spliced from 2 exons.
AUGGAAGAAUGUGGAUUCCUUCACUGGCAGUCUUCUGGUCUUGCCCAAGGACACAACGACCGAGACUGUCCAAGCCGGGGCUCGAAACCGGCAACCUUCCAAUUACAAGGCGAACUCCCAACUCUUGAGCCAAUCGCCACAUUGUUGGGACCAGAAAGUACAUUACACAUUAUUCUGUUCUGUAAGACUGACCAGACGUGUCUGUCACUGCUGCUCUGUAUUUCAGACCACAAGAACCACGAGUUUGUUCCUCUGAAGGACGAAUAUGAAGGAAAGAAGGCAGAGCUGGAGAAGACAGAGGCUGAAAUUCAGCAGAUGAUCCAGAAGAGACGACUGAAGAUUCAGCAGAUCAAAGAGUCAGUGAAGAUGAGUAAAGGUGCUGCAGACAGACAGAAAGCAGAAGGUGUUCAGGUCUUCACUGCUCUAAAGAAGUCUGUCGAUAAAGACCAGAAGGAGCUCAUAAAGGAGAUCGAAGACAAACAGGAAACAACAGAGAAACACGCUGAAGGUCUGAUCAAAGAUCUGGAACAGGAAAUCUCUGAGCUGAAGAAGAGAAGAUCUGAGGUGGAGCAGCUCUCACGCUCUCAAGACCACCUCCACCUACUCCAAAGCUUCUCGUCCCAGAAAGCUGCUCCACCCACCAAGGACUGGAGAGGAGUGAGUGUCCGUCCACCAUCAUACGAGGGGACUGUGGUGAGAGCUGUGGCUCAGCUGGAGGAGACGCUCAGGAAACUCAUGAAGAAGAAGCUGUUUGAGGCUGAGCUGAAGAGGGUCCAGCAGUAUGCAGUGGACGUGACUCUGGAUCCGGAUACAGCAAAUUCUAAACUCAUCCUGUCUGAUGAUGAAAAACAAGUGCACUGUGGUGAUGUGAGGAAGAAACUUCCUGACAACCCAGAGAGAUUUUCUCCAUGCCCUAAUGUUUUAGGAAAGCAGAGUUUCUCUUCAGGCAGAUUUUACUUUGAGGUUCAGGUUAAAGGAAAAACUGACUGGGAUUUAGGAGUGGCCAGAGAGUCGAUCAACAGGAAGGGAAAAAUCGAACUGACUCCUCAGGAUGGUUUCUGGACUGUGUGGCUAAGAAAUGGAAAUGAAUACAAAGCUCUUGCUGGUCCUCCAGUCCCCCUCUGUCUUCAGUCUGGUCCUGAGAUGGUGGGGGUGUUUGUGGAUUAUGAGGAGGGUCUGGUUUCCUUUUAUGAUGUAGGUCUUAUCCACUCCUUUACUGGCUACUCCUUCAUUCACAAACUCCACCCAUUCUCUGCACCUCUGAUCAUCUGUCCUGUCAAUCAAACUGAGUCGAUCAACGACUGAUUUUAUUUGAUGAACUGAUUGAUUUUUAAUGAAGGGAACAAAUGAACAUAUUCAGUGUAAAUACUCUACAGUCUCCAUGUUUUCUAUAGAAUCUGAUUAUCGGGAACUCUCAUUCACACUUUGAUUUUAUUCUCAUGGUUUUAAAGGUAUAAUUGAGACUCGAGCUGCCAGACAAGAGGAAAAGAGGACCCGAAAGGAGGUUCAUGGAUGUAAUGAAGCCGAGCGUUGGUGUGUCAGUUAAAAGUCUGUCAAUCUGAUUCUAACUGGCUUCUGUUGCGCUUCACUUGCUUUCUCUCCAUGUAACACCACUUAAACGUAGCUGACCACAGUCGCAGCGUCCACUCAGUUAUACGGAGAUGGUGCCCUCUAGUGGUCACGGCAGAGUUCAUCGGCACAAAAUGAGACGUUUGAGUUUUGCUCAGUGUUCAUUUUUAUCAGGUUUUGAGUUUUUGGAGACUUGAAAGAAAAUACUUUAGGUGAACUUGUGUUUUUUAUUUGUGCUCUGAUGAAU